This is a messenger RNA of Grus americana (Whooping crane), 4773 nucleotides long. It is a transcript of the gene PCGF3, whose product is annotated as polycomb group ring finger 3. NCBI's taxonomy places the organism in Eukaryota, Metazoa, Chordata, Aves, Gruiformes, Gruidae. Gene Ontology annotation, biological process: regulation of transcription by RNA polymerase II. The transcript has 11 exons. Bases 167 to 895 code for a protein of 242 amino acids. The record is from RefSeq and is a predicted model, not a curated record. Gene Ontology annotation, cellular component: PRC1 complex.
CGAGAGGCGACCGCGCCCCUCCCCCGCCAACGGACACGGCGCCGCCUCUCUCCCGUCAGGUCUCUGGAUGGCAGACUCUGAAAAGAAAUGCUGUUUUAAGAGUGCUUGGAUUCAGUCUGUGGUGAUCCUGAACACUUUUAUCUGAAUUCCUGCCUAGACACCAAAGAUGCUAACAAGAAAGAUUAAGCUUUGGGACAUUAAUGCCCAUAUAACCUGUCGUCUGUGCAAUGGAUACCUGAUUGAUGCUACUACUGUAACAGAAUGCUUACAUACUUUCUGUAGAAGCUGCCUAGUGAAAUAUUUGGAGGAAAACAACACUUGUCCGACCUGUAGAAUUGUUAUACAUCAGAGCCACCCGUUACAGUAUAUUGGUCAUGACAGAACAAUGCAAGAUAUUGUUUACAAACUUGUGCCAGGCCUCCAAGAAGCGGAAAUGAAAAAGCAAAGGGAGUUUUAUCACAAGCUGGGCAUGGAAGUUCCAGGGGACAUCAAAGGGGAGAUGUGUUCUACAAAACAGCACCUGGAUUCCCAUCGAAAUGGUGAAACUAAACCAGAUGAAAAUUCAAACAAAGAAACUUCUGAGGAAAAACAGGAAGAAGAUAAUGACUACCACCGAAGUGAUGAACAAGUAAGCAUCUGCUUGGAAUGCAAUAGCAGCAAAUUGCGUGGAUUGAAACGAAAAUGGAUCCGCUGCUCAGCACAAGCAACUGUCUUGCAUCUGAAGAAGUUCAUUGCCAAAAAACUUAACCUUUCUUCUUUUAAUGAGCUGGACAUAUUAUGCAAUGAAGAGAUUCUUGGCAAGGACCACACGCUCAAGUUUGUAGUUGUUACUAGAUGGAGAUUUAAGAAAGCACCUCUACUGCUGCAUUACAGACCCAAAAUGGACUUGCUGUAAGAGAACUUUAUUGUCCUUCUGGACCGAGUUUUUUGCAGAGACUAUCAUCUGGCACCUUCUUAAUGCAUCACUAAUCACAUGACGCAAACCAGCCGAAUAAUUUUAGAAGACUGUAGUGUUUUCAUAGCGAACUGUCCUUCUGAAUGCUUCUUCUAGGGAUGUAUUACCUAGAUUUCUGGGCAGAAAAUAUUUAUACAUUUUUGUACGGAAGAAAGAAGUCACAAAUCAACAAGACACUACCAGCACUAAGUUUACAGAUACUGAAAACACUUCACAGUUCCAUGUAGCUCAGUCUGAUUUAUCUCUUACAGUUACACAGAAAUAAGUUAGAAUGUUGUGGAGUGAUUUAAAAAUGUUGCUUUUGACACCAAGUUGCAUUUAGUUACUUUUCACAUUUUGAAUCUUUAAAAACUAUAUUUUUGCAAAGUGUUAUUGUCUUAUAUACUAUGCCUGAUUGCAUUGGCUUUAUUCAAUUCUGUAGAGCAUUGAACAUACCUAAUGUUGUAGUGACUGGUGAUAAUUUAUUAUGCUGCAUUGAAAAUUUCUGAAAAUCUGGGAAACCAAUAAGUUUGUCAUUUCUGCCCAGUUACUGCUCUCUCUCACUUUGUGUUUUAGUAAAGUUUUGAUACUGCUCUAUGCAUGUUGAUUUGCUAAGAUUAAUAGAAAUAAUUUCAGUUGAUUUUAAUGUGCCCUGAUAUUUUGCUAUGGCAUAAAUUGCACCACAUAAUGACAAAUACUCAAAAGUGCUAGAUUUGUGAACUUUCAAAAAAAUAAACAUUUCUUAUGUAGUUGUGGCUUGCAGAAAUCAGUUUUUAAUUUAGAGAGAAUUUGCUCACUAACUAGUGAAACACUGGCUCCUGGCCAACUUUGGGUGAUAUGGCACAGUUUUCACUUCACUAGAGUAAAAAUCCCUCAGAUCAUUAUGAGCAGCUUUAUGUUUCUUUUACCUGUUUUCUUAUGAAACCAUAGCAUUUUCUUUAGCACAAUUCCUAGCUGUUUUGGGGUGGGGGGUUGAGGGGGUGGGGAGGGGAGGGGACGCAUGUCAGACAAGAUUAUUUUAGCACCUUCUGGCCUUAACUGAUAAUUUUGCUUGCAUCAGUCCUAAUGGAUGCAAGGUGAUAUACAUGCAUGCAUAUCUGUAUGCAUACAUCUAUACACACAUAUAACUAUAUAUGAUAUAGAAUGCACCCUCAAUAGCACUUAUCAGGGUUCACCGCACUGUUUGUAAGGCUUUUUGAAAUAGUUGGCUUUUUGAAAACAGUAGUUGAAAGUGAUUUCUGCAAGCUGUAUACGGUAUAGCAUAUAUAGCAUGAUUGUGAGAGUAUUUGUCUGGCACAGGUGUCAAGUCGCUGAAAACAGGCUACACCGUAUUAUUGGCAGCUAGAAAUAGUUAACCUAAUUUUUGGAAGAGUUUUCCACUCAGCUGAAAAUGCUGGUUGCUAUUGCUAUUAUUAAACCCUGUAAUUUUUUGAUAAAUGGUGAUUGGAUAAGAAAACAAGUUGGCCUGUAACUGCCCUGCUUUCCUCUAGCUGUGCUCCUUCCCCUCUUCUGCUAGAAAGUAUUACUUGUUACUCAGUAACAGGAAGCUGAUACUGGAAGGGGUUUAUCCAAGCAUUUUAAAUCCUCUUCCUCUUCUUGAGUUUUCAAAGCACCGCAUUCCUCAGCAUGUCCCCCAUAGUUUACUUCUUUGGAGUCUUCAGUCCUCCUUUCUCAACUCUGUUGCUGCAGAAGGGAUGCUCCAUUCUUUGAAAACAUGGCUCCUCAUUUUUAAUUACAGUCACAGAUGUGAAUGGGAAGGAAAUCAAAAAGUACACAAGCAGAGAAUGAAAGGGAGCCUACUGAACUGUGGAGAUGGAAAGGAGAGCUGCAGAGAGGCCAAAAAGUGCUGCUGUCCUUGCAGAUGAGGGUAUAGGAUAGUUGCGUUUGAAUGCCUUGGGCAGAACUCCACAUCCGGGCUGGGUGGCUGGGUUUGUUGGGGGGUGGGAGCGUGCAUGCAUGUGAGCAAUGGAAUCGAACUUGGCCCUGGUUUUGGCUUACUGCUUAUGGACUCAGAUACACACAUUUUAGCUUUUUCUCUCUCUUUACCAUUACUAGAACUAGCAGAGGACAACAAAUGAGAUCAUAGGUCAACCAUUUUUAUAAUCUUUUCAUGAAACAGUGCACACGGGUGGCAUGGAUGUGUACACAAACUGACAUACUGGGCCUUUCUGGAGAUUUUAUGUGUUAAGUGACCUAGUGUAAGUAAGGGACUGGAUCUAGCUAGUGAGGCACUGAGAGUAUGAACAGGGCUGUAAGCGUCCACCCUCUGUGCACCGUGAGUGUGCAGACACUGGCUGUACCUGAUGUAGACGUAACAUUAAAGCCACCAGACAACAUGCUGAUUAACCACCUUAAUCAGGAUAUAUAUAUCUAUACAUAAACACAAAUAUAUUUAUGUGACAUCUGUCUACCUCAGAAUGUGUGCACUGCAGAAGCUUUUUGUACGACUAGAUAUUGAUGCAGUGCUGUUAAAGUACACUGGGAUUUUAUUACUUUCCUGUGUACUUGUGCAACUGAGAAAUUAGUUACCAACACACAAAUUUAGAAGCCUUUCAAAUCUAUCUCUUGCUGUAACAAUCUAUAGUACAGAACAUAUAUUUAUAAGUUGAUAACCAUCUUUAGAAUAACUUGAAUUUAUUAAUGGUGCUAUCCAUAUAUUGAAAACUUUGUUUAUACCUAUAUAGACACAUAAAUUCAAGCCAGUAUUAAUAUCUACAGCUAGGUUUUUUUGCCCAUAAUUGUGUGUAACUGCUUUUGCAAUGUGUUUAAUCUGAUAAAAACUCACCAGUAAACAUUUAAAAAAACAAAACCAAAUACAAAACCACCCAGUAAUUUUUCUAAAUCACAUGUCACAACAUCUUUGCUACAGAAACUCUUUCCCUCAGGAGGGAUGCGAGUGUGUCUGGACCACGUGUUUAUUUCCUUUAGCCUUACUAAAAGACUACAAUGCAAUUGAAUUGAGGUCAGAGGGAGGUCUCCUUUGGGUCAGAGACUUGUUUCACUUCUGUGAAGCUUAAGAGACAGUUAAUUUAUAUCAAGAUUAUAUUGGGUAAAAUAACCCCAAUACAGUUCGAAGUUGGACUAAAAGUUGGACUCAGCAUAGAUAUCUCUUAGUACUAGUGAGAUCAUGUUAGUUUAUUUUGGCUUUCUUGCAGAUGCCAUUACUGUGAAGUAGUUUUCACAAUUGCUUACGCUGGUAAAUAAUUGCAGUAAAGAAGUAUCUUGUUGCAUUAUCCUCGGCAGCAGUGAGACUGAUGAAUCACCCAGACUCAAAGUCUCAUUAAAUAUAGUUUCAUUAAAAAUAGAGAAUUCAGAUAGAAUAUAUAAUAUUGAAUUUAAAUAAGAUUUUGGGUUUUAAAUUUUAACUUUAUAAAAUUAUUUAUUCUAUUUUAAGCUUUCUGUCUUAUUUUACCAUCCAAGUAUUUUUGGUUUCAGUGGUCCAGCUUUAUUUACGGGCAUAUAAAAUGAAAUUGUAAGAUGUUUUUACAAGCUUCUUCCUUUUACAUUGAGUUUGAGUAGCUUUUAUUAGCGUGUUUUUGUUUUGUAUGGAUAAAGAGCAUUACUUAUGCUUUUGUGCAAUAGGUUUGAAACAUGCAUUUAUUAGGCAUAUGUUUAAAUUGUAAAUGUAGCAUCCACUCACCAUUACAUUUAAAAGGAAUGUAGAUCGCUUUUAUCACUUGUUAAAUGGCGUUUUAUUUGGGACUAUUAUUGGGGGGCUUGUUUUUUGAUUUUGUUUUCCUUUUUUUAUUUUAAGAGUGGUGUGGGAUUUAAAUUUGUGUAAGUACAAGAACUAUCUGUCAGCAAUAUUUUAAAAUAAAUGAUCUUGCAAGAAACCUUAA